Aspergillus terreus NIH2624 is the source of this 1341-nucleotide messenger RNA. RefSeq lists its product as uncharacterized. The record is from RefSeq and is a predicted model, not a curated record. Bases 1 to 1341 code for a protein of 446 amino acids. NCBI's taxonomy places the organism in Eukaryota, Fungi, Ascomycota, Eurotiomycetes, Eurotiales, Aspergillaceae. Gene Ontology annotation, cellular component: nucleus. The transcript has 3 exons. Gene Ontology annotation, biological process: protein phosphorylation; regulation of mitotic cell cycle. Gene Ontology annotation, molecular function: ATP binding; cyclin-dependent protein serine/threonine kinase activity.
AUGGCCUCCAAAUCCAGAUGGGCAGAUGAGGACCCCGAAACGGAGGCUAUUAUCGCCCAGCGCAAACGCGAAAAAGAAGAGAAGCGACGCGCCAAAGCCGAGAAGCAACGCCAGCUGGAAGCGCAGCAGCAGCAGCAGAAACAACAGGAUAUCGCUGCCAAUGGGGAUUCCGAGGCACCACCAAAGAAACGCCGACGACUUUCCAACGACCAGUCGAUCGAGGAACCGCCCGCGGUCGAGCCCCAGGACGUGACGCCUGCGCCGCGCAGGCUGCUGCGCUUCCCUGUGCACGAAUGGGGCCCCUGUCGCCAUGUGGACAAUUUCGAGCGAUUGAAUCAUAUCGAGGAAGGCUCGUAUGGGUGGGUUAGUCGAGCCAAGGAUAUCACGACAGGCGAGGUGGUCGCGCUCAAAAAGCUCAAGAUGGAAAACUCGCCGGACGGGUUUCCUGUGACUGACUCGUCCAUCGACGGAACGAACAGGGUUUUCCUCGUAAUGGACUUUCUCGAACACGACCUCAAAACUCUUCUCGAUGACAUGCGUGAACCCUUCCUCCCUUCCGAGAUCAAAACCCUUCUCUCGCAGGUCCUCUCCGGCCUGGACUUCCUCCACUCGCAAUGGAUCAUGCACCGCGACCUGAAGACCUCCAACCUGCUCAUGAACAACCGCGGCGAGAUCAAGAUCGCCGACUUUGGUAUGGCCCGUUAUUACGGUGACCCGCCACCAAAAUUGACCCAGCUGGUUGUCACGCUGUGGUACCGGUCCCCAGAGCUACUGCUCGGGGCUGAGAAGUACGGCACGGAAAUCGACAUGUGGAGUAUUGGAUGUAUAUUCGGGGAGCUGUUGACCAAGGAGCCGCUCCUCCAGGGCAAGAAUGAAGUAGACCAGGUGUCCAAGAUCUUCGCCCUAACCGGUCCUCCGACUCCCCAAACAUGGCCUGGGUUCCGCUCUCUGCCCAAUGCAAAAUCACUUCGUCUGCCGCCAACCCCGGCUGCUCCAUCAGGCAACCCGCCUCUUCUUCCCCGCGCGAAAUUCCCCUUCCUGACCAACAACGGUCUCCAUCUUCUCUCCUCGCUUCUCGCGCUGAAUCCAAGCUCCCGCCCGUCAACAAAAGAGUGUCUGGCUCACCCAUACUUCCGUGAGGAUCCGCGUCCGAAACCCAAGGAGAUGUUCCCUACUUUCCCGUCGAAGGCGGGAAUGGAAAAGCGCAGACGGCGGGAAACCCCCGAAGCGCCAAAACGCGGCCAGGAAGCCCCCAAACUGGACUUUGCAAGUGUAUUUGGAGGUCAGUCUGCGGGUGAUACCGCCGAGACAGGGGCUGGCUUUACCCUCCGUCUGGGUUGA